Messenger RNA from Darwinula stevensoni, 3218 nucleotides. Lineage: Eukaryota; Metazoa; Arthropoda; Ostracoda; Podocopida; Darwinulidae. The record is from the annotation of a GenBank genome assembly.
AUGGAUGACCACCGAGGGCAUUUUGAGGAGCAUGUACGUGGCAAGUAUGAAGCAAGUCAGAAGGCUGUCCUCAAGACCUCCUCGGAAAUCGCAACGCUCGUUGCUUUCAUCAAAGGGGAGUAUCAACCUGCAUCGAAGGAGGAGGCCAAGAUGCUGAGGAGAAAAAUUCAGCGAAAUGGCUACGUCAUUGCUGACGUGCCUUUACUGGCUAGAGCAGCAGUGCUAUGUACGCAUUCGCUGGACCUUGUCAAAAUGGACCAGCCUGAUGAGGCAUUCAAGUAUUUUGCUCACUUCAGGGACCACUUUUCCAAAUACAGCGUACUCUUCCCUCUUUGCUCCAAAGAGGCCAAGGAAGUUUCUGCUGAACUGGAGAAACGGGUCUUCGCAUACUUCGGCGUCCCCUCUAUUUUGCAAAUGGACAAUGGGACGGAAUUCAGGAACGAGGUGCUCAGAAACCUAGUUGCCUCUUGGGGGGCGUGUAAGAUCAUCCACUCACGCCCACGCCAUCCUCAAAGCCAGGGAUGUGUGGAGAAUGGGAAUGGUGUGGCUAGGCAAAAGCUUAUGCACAUCAUGAAGGAUACAGGAAAUCCCCAUUGGGCUCAACUCCUGCCCCGGGUGCAAUAUGCCAUGAACACUGAACGAGUCAGCAGCAUCAAAGAUGCACCCUACCAUAUUGUCUUUGGUCAACUACCAAGGGUGGCAGCAGCAGAUGAAGAGGUGCAAGAGUUGGAUACACAGGAAGGACUUGCAGCUGCACCAUCUAUCACAAACGACCUAGACCCAUUCCCCACAGAGAUCAUCACAGAAGAUGGACCAACUAAUAACAACUUUGAAGCCAUUACCCCUCAUCCUAUUUCUUCCCCUCACUCUCUUCCUUCUACUCAUCUAACUUGUACUUCUAUUUUCAGCACUGAGGGUGACAUCCCAACUAUCCCACCUCCCUGCGACUUCAUGGACGAGGCUGCAAGUGACACGCAGGGAGAAAUAUCUACACAUUCUACUCAAGUCGAAAACACCUCAUAUGGGCAUGUAGGGAGAAGAAGGGCUGCUCGGGUUGCAUACCUUGAAAACGCUGAGAAAAUGAAGGUGGCACACGCAAAGAGGAAACGUGUUACCACACAAUCUUUCAGCGAAGGUACAAAAGUGUCAAUCAAGAUCCCAGAAAAGGAUCGGGAGGGGUUGCCAGAGCUGCGAUUGCCAGGAAGAGUAGUCGACGUGACUUCCAAAGGGUUAUAUAAAAUUGCAUGUUUGACAGGAGUGGUUAAGACUAGAUUAAGAGGGGGGGAUCUCACAGAGUAUUGGGGCAUGGAUGUUCCUCCAGUGCAAGAGCUGCCUGGGGAGGAUGAUGAGGUGAAUGACACACAAAACACAUCGGCAUCACAACGGAAGAAGCUAUCCCCAGAGGACAUAAAUAAACUGGCCCUGGAUGUAGUUCAUUAUGUGCUUACAACAGACCAGAAGAAGUACGUUAAGAGACCUGACAUCAUAAAGCAUGUGAUCAUGAGAGAAAACAGCAGUUUUUUUAAGGACAUAAUGAAUGAAGCAGGAAUCAAGUUGCUACAUGUGUUUGGUAUGGCACUUGUGGAGCAUCAGGAGAAGAAGGGCCAUUAUACUCUCAUCAAUCGUCUCAGCAACGAUCAUGCAUUACCUCAUCUCAAGUUCUGCAAAGAAGAAGAAGCCAAGCUGGCACUUCUUUUACCAACCCUAGCCAUCAUAUUCAUGAGUGGAGGAGUUGUUGCUGAAGGCAAGUCUCUAAAUCUGUUUUUGCUUGUUCUUCUGGGGCUGAUAAAGUCCAUUAUGAUGUUCUUGAAGGAAAUGGGUAUGGGGGGUGAAAAUUCAUCAAUACACAAGGAACUUGGAGAUGGUGCAUCCCUCCUGAAGCUUUAUGUAGCACGAAAUUACUUGGAGCAGCAUAGACAAGCCAACUCGGAACCUCCUACGUACGAAUACACUUGGGGUGAACGUGCUCUUCGAGAAGUACCAAAGAAGGAGCUUCUUGACUUUGUUUGUAAGAGGAUGGGGAAGUCUUCAAAGGAUAAGAGGGACAUCUAUUACCGCUUGGCUAAGGAAGAGGGCUGGAGGGCUCGAAGUGCGUUCAAGCUCUUGCACAUCAAUGAAGAAUUUGACAUCUUCAAGGACACAAGUAUAGAAGAUAAUAGAGCAUUUUUUGCAGGAGUGAAAAGAGUGGUGGAUUUAUGUGCAGCACCAGGAAGCUGGAGUCAGGUUCUCUCACGGAAGCUGUGUGGAAGCUCAACAAAUGAAGCCGGAGUGAAGAUAGUGGCAGUCGAUCUGCAAGCAAUGGCUCCCAUACUCGGGGUCAUUCAGAUCCAAGGUGACAUCACCAAGGAGUCCACAGCAAAAACCAUUAUUCACCACUUUGAAGGGGAGCAAGCUGACCUUGUUGUGUGUGAUGGUGCACCAGAUGUGACUGGAUUGCAUGACAUGGAUGAGUUCGUCCAAGCACAACUACUUCUCGCAGCCCUCAACAUCACCACACACGUCCUCAAGCCUGGAGGGACGUUUGUGGCUAAGAUAUUCCGAGGGCGUGAUUGCUGCUUACUUAAUGCUCAGCUCAAGAUCUUCUUCCCCGAUGUCACGAUUGCCAAACCGAGGAGCUCUCGGAAUUCCAGCAUCGAGGCAUUUGUGGUGUGCAAGGGCUUUAAACUGCCAGAGGGUUACAAACCAAAUAUGAGUAACCCUUUGUUGGACUUGAAUUACGAUGGUAUGAUGAAUGAACUUGAGGGACCAAACCGUGUCAUUGUCCCAUUUCUUGCCUGCGGAGACCUGUCUGGAUAUGAUUCUGAUCUCACUUAUCCCCUGAAGAGUUCUCGAGGCGAGUAUGAAUAUCAUCAGCCGACUCAGGUGCCUAUCCGCCCACCUUACGAGGAAGCAGUUUCUUUGAGGCGCUCGGAUGGAUUGGCAAAACCCUUGAAUGAAUUUGAAAAGCUCAAACUAUCCAAAUGACUUGAAGAUGAUUUUUAAAUGUUUUAUAUUAUUCAUUGUGGAUGCUUUUUUCCACUGAACUUCAUUGAAUCUGAUGAUGCACAGGUGGAAAUACAUCCUUCCAUGAAUACCCUCAAAGUUGAGGAUUUAAGGAAUCCUUGCUGGCUCCAAAUUCCAAUUGGAUUUGAGCCUGUGUGCACUCCAUUUGUUCACUCAAUUACUUACCAGACUAUCCCCCCCUCAGUCACAAAAGCAAAGGUAUCGAGAACUGCAUG